Messenger RNA from Trichomonas vaginalis G3, 999 nucleotides. RefSeq names its product proline-rich extensin signature family. The transcript has a single exon. The record is from RefSeq and is a predicted model, not a curated record. Bases 1 to 999 code for a protein of 332 amino acids. NCBI's taxonomy places the organism in Eukaryota, Parabasalia, Trichomonadida, Trichomonadidae.
AUGUCUGAACUCCAUAUCUACACAGUUCACGAGCUUCUUGAGUUAUUCACACAAUCCGAACCACCGGCAAACUUCGAAGAAUUCGGAAUUUUCGGAUCUGCCGAGUGCAUUGCUCCUUUAGAAGAAGAUAAAUAUUUAAAUGAGAACAAGCAUCAAAAGCGUACAGGCACUGAACUCCCAAUCGAUAAUGACAAUGAGAAACGCCAAACACAACCACAGCCUCAUUACCAAAAGAACCGCCAGUUCCAAAAUCAGAAUCAGCAGAACCAGAAUCAACAGCAGAAGAAGCAAGUUGGCGGACCAAAGAAAUUCACAAGCACUACAAGCACAGUGAAGGUCGAGAAAGGCUUCGAUGACAUGCAAUUCAACUGGGGUGCUCCAAAGAAGGAGUCCUUACCAUCACCAACACCAUCACAAGCUCCAGCUCCAACUCCAGCAUCAGCACCAGCCGAGACAAAGCCAGAAAUCAAGCCAUCCUUAGUCCAGGCUCCAUUACCAAAGACACAGUGGUCUCAAGUCAAUACUGGCAUCCCAACAUUCUCACCACAGCCAGCCAAGGAAGACAGACCAGCCUUACCAACAUUCGAACCAGUUAGAAAGCAACAUAACAACUUCAAUCCACAAAACAUCAACAAAUUCACACCAUACUAUAACAACAAUACUACACAAGCUCCAGCAGCCCCAUCCUUCAACCCACAGCCAGCCACUACCCCUACAACUACUCCAUCUUUCAAUCCAAGACCAGCAGCUCACCAUGAGCAGCCAACAGUAGCAGAAGAGAAGCCAGCACAGCAAGAAAAGAAGGAGGCUUCUCAAACAAACGAUUCAGAGUUCCCAUCAUUCAGUGAUUUGGAACCAAAGAAGACACAGAAGAAAGCACAACCAACUUCACAGCCACAGAAACAGAGAGUUGUUGUUGAUGAUGAAGAAUACCCAUCAUUAACCUCAUCUAAGCCAAUUUCUAACCAAAAGCGUUCUAACGCUUGGGGAAAGAUAUAA